Molecule: messenger RNA, 573 nt
Organism: Moesziomyces antarcticus
Lineage: Eukaryota; Fungi; Basidiomycota; Ustilaginomycetes; Ustilaginales; Ustilaginaceae
Exons: 2
Coding region: 1-573 (190 amino acids)
Source: RefSeq, a predicted model, not a curated record
AUGAAGGUCUUCGCUUCGUUCCUCUUGCUCGUGCUCGCCGCCAUCGUGGCCGUUCAGGCGAGCCCGCAGCCCAGCCCUCAGCCCACCGCCGCCCCCAAGGUGGAGAAGAGGCAGGCCAGCUUUGACCCCUACAACCUGUCGCAGUACACCAACCCUGGUGCGCUCGCGUCGCUGUCCGGCUACCUUGCAUCGCAGUAUGGUGCUCUCAGCGGCAUGUCGCUCGACCCCAGCUACUCGUCGUUCAUUGCAUCGCAGGAGAGCCAGGCGUACUCGUACCUCUCGAUCGCCUCGUCCAUCGCUGCCAACGGCGGCGCCAGCAACUCGGACCUCGGCUCGCUUCUUGGCUCGCUCACGGCCACCAUGACCGGCAGCACCAACGGCCAGGGCAACACUGGCGCCAACAGCGGCCAGAACAACGGUCAGGGCAACAGCGGCUCCGCUGCCGGUGCCUCGGCCACCACCUCCAAGGCUGCCAACGCCGCUAUUGGCACCACCACUCAGCUUCCCGUCUACCUCACCGGCAUGGUUGCUUGCACCUUUGUCGCCGCCCUCGCUGGUGCCUUUGUCCUCUAA